Messenger RNA from Punica granatum (pomegranate), 2049 nucleotides. NCBI's taxonomy places the organism in Eukaryota, Viridiplantae, Streptophyta, Magnoliopsida, Myrtales, Lythraceae. The record is from RefSeq and is a predicted model, not a curated record.
CUCUCUUCUUCCUCGUCGUCGGAGUUGGUCGGAAUAAAAAUCAGGGCUUUUUUUUUUUUCUUCGCUGCCGAUUUGCAGAGGAAUGGAGGCUGUGCAAUCGAUUGGGGAAGCAAUCGAGCUCAUUGAUGCGAAGAAGGAAGGCCUCAAGAAGGCCUACGACGACCUUCAGGCGAGCUUCCCCUCUGUCCUCCCUUCCUUCUCCCUCACCUGGUCCGAUCUCGACUCGCACUUCACCUCCCUUCGGGACUCGCUGACUCAGCGGCUCCGCCUUCUGGAGUCUCUCGAGUCCGGUCGCCAGACCCAGCAGGACGGCUGCGGAAUCGCCGGAACUUGCCCCCCCGCACCGUCAGACCAGCCCAAUGUGGACGCAGUUGACUCGGCGCCUGCUCGCCCGGGCUCGGGUUUCUCAGCCGACCAAGUCCCUCCGGAAGCCACUGCUGAGCUAGCCUCUGGAAAUGACCCGCCGCAGUCUUCCAAGCCGCCGAGUGCAGACCGGGACGACUCGGUGCCGGCUCGUCUCGGCUUGGAUUCCUCACCUAAUGCAGAAGCUCAAGCUGAGUUCCCCAGCGCUAGCCAUCAAGAGCAAAAUCCAGCCUUGGAAGCUAAUCCUCUCACAUCUCCAGCCCUGGUUAGUGAGGCUGGAGUCUUUACGGGACCGGCUCAUCCCGAGUCAAAUCCCUCACCUCUGCCACGGUCACGGGAUGCGCCGGAACCGAGUGCAGUCGAGCCUAGGCCUGAGGUAAAGGCUUUCUGCUCGAAGGUUGACGGAGGAGGGUUGAUAAAGUAUGUGAUUGAUCACGCAAACGAGCGAGGAGCUAUUCGAGCCCAACUCGCUCUCGAAAUCCGCAACUGUCCUGAUCCUGCCAAGCUGAUUCUCGAUGCCAUGGGAGGGUUUCACCAAACUGAGAAGGCCAAGGAGGAUACUUCUCUCCUGAAACCGACGAAAAUAAAGACUAUGAGGAGCAGCUGUAUUUUUCUCUUGGAGGUACUGAUGAGUGUGAGUCCGCAUCUCACCGACCGAGCAAAGAGGAGAGCGAAAGGUUUGGCUUUGAUGUGGAAGAAGAGGACGCAGAAGGACGCCUCGAACCAUGCCCAGAUCUUGGGUUUUCUACUUAUGGUGGCGGCCUUUGGGCUUGGUUCGGAGUUUAGCUUUGAAGAUCUUGCGGAAUACUUUGUUAUUGUCGCUGCUUCUAAUCGUGCUCCUGAGCUGUGUCGGCGUAUCGGUCUGGGGGAUGGGAUCCCGGAUCUUAUUCAGAAACUCACAAGGGAACGAAAGGAACUUUUGGCGGUAAGAUUCAUUUUCGAUUUGGGGAUGAACGAGAAAUUUCCGCCAGUCCCCAUUUUGAAGACCCAUCUGGACAGGUUGAAGGAGUUCACGGAGAAGGUUUGCGAGGAUAGGAAGAAGUCUCCUCAGUCGCAGCGAGAGGCCAUUGACAGGGAAAUUAAGGCGUUGGAGUCGGUAGUAAAGAUCAUCGAAGACCGCAAGCUUGUUGGAGAGUACCCUAAGCAAGAGCUCCAUGAUCGUAUUCAGCAGCUCGACAAGCUGAAGGCUGAAAAGAAAUGGGCCGCAAGGGCUCAGGAGCCACAGAACACACAGGUGAGCAGGAACAAGCGCCCGCGAGCUAAUCCUGCUGGUUUUGUUCCACAGCUGGGCUCGAGUUCAGCACCUUAUGGCUUCGUGGACCCUGCUUCAGUGGGUGCUCCUUUCUCGUACCCGGCGGCCUCUGUCAGGCAUUAUGGCUUUCCAGGUGCUGCUCCUCCACGGCCUCAUCUGUACCAGCCCGAGUGGCGAGGGCCAUCUCUAUAUAGAAAUGCGCCGUUGCCUCCUGAUUAUGGUGGAUAUGGCAUAUCCCCUCAACACAAUUCGCCCUACUACCCUUAUUAGUUUCCACGUCACUUGCUCCGUUAGACAAAAGCCAAAGCCUCUGAUAGAAGUACGAGAAAAAAUCGACCUAGUACUCAUCAUCGAAAAAUGUACAGUUACAGAGAUCUUUCGUGUAAGACAGAUCUUCUGCGGGUUGCUAAUGCAGUUCUAGUUCGAUCACCAGA